Messenger RNA from Impatiens glandulifera, 1155 nucleotides. Its product is annotated as protein SENSITIVE TO PROTON RHIZOTOXICITY 2-like. The transcript has 3 exons. NCBI's taxonomy places the organism in Eukaryota, Viridiplantae, Streptophyta, Magnoliopsida, Ericales, Balsaminaceae. The record is from RefSeq and is a predicted model, not a curated record. The coding region runs from base 1 to 1155 and encodes 384 amino acids. Gene Ontology annotation, biological process: response to aluminum ion; response to acidic pH.
AUGAUUCCAACCGCUAACUUCCCAAACGUGUCACAAAGUCUAUAUGGGCUGGCCGAGGAAAUUAUCGAACCAAAUCCAGCCUUGGAUUAUCAUUCAAAUUCUCUUUUAUACAAUCUCUCAACUCUCAAAGACAAGAUCCAUCAACUCCAAUCACUUGCAACUAUCAUCGUUGAUCAAAACUGCGACAAUUCAACACAACAUAUGGCUGUCGCAGCCAACAUGGGAAGUAUUGUUCAAGAAAUCAUUGUAACUGCUUCAUCUAUGAUGUUUACUUGCCAACAAAUGACCAUCGGGUCAUCUUCAUCGUCAACUAGCCAUGUAGUCAAGUCAAACACAGCUGUUGAGAACCGAGGAUUCCAUAUCGGGGAAGAUAGGGCUGGGACGGGGUUUUUCUCGGGAUCGGAAACCAUGGAUUGUAUUAGAGAAUUGAAUCAAGAAUGGUUGAACGAAAACUACAUUAACGACACAUCUUCAACUUUACAAGAAGAUAACGGGCAUCGCGAUCAUGGGACGAGGGCUGGUGUGCUCCAUGAAGUGAGGGGAACUCGGGAAGGCGUAUGCAAUGAUGAUAUGAACUCUUUAUCGUAUGAUAUUGUUGAACUUGAUGCUGCAGAUCUACUUGCCAAAUACACACAUUAUUGUCAGGUAUGCGGAAAAGGAUUCAAGAGAGACGCGAACUUAAGGAUGCACAUGCGAGCCCACGGUGAUAAAUACAAGUCUAGCGCCGCCUUAAGUAACCCCAUGAAGGGCAUUGCAGGAGCGUCUGAGGACCAAACCGCAUCUAAAACCACCCCCGCAAGGAAAUACUCUUGUCCACAAGAAGGAUGUAGAUGGAACCGAAAGCAUGCAAAAUUCCAACCGUUGAAAUCCAUGAUUUGUGUCAAGAAUCACUAUCGUCGAAGCCAUUGUCCCAAGAUGUAUGUUUGCAAACGUUGCAACCGCAAACAAUUCUCCGUUCUGUCUGAUCUUCGUACACACGAGAAACAUUGCGGGGACCUCAAGUGGCAGUGUAGUUGUGGAACCACGUUUUCGAGAAAGGACAAGUUGAUGGGCCACGUGACUUUGUUCGUCGGUCAUUUUCCCGCCGUCACUUCUUUGGGAAGGAUGGCAAAGAUUGAACCCUCGGGAGCCCAACAACAUGAUUAUAAUCGCUAA